Messenger RNA from Penicillium nucicola, 3249 nucleotides. RefSeq lists its product as uncharacterized. The record is from RefSeq and is a predicted model, not a curated record. Lineage: Eukaryota; Fungi; Ascomycota; Eurotiomycetes; Eurotiales; Aspergillaceae. The transcript has a single exon. Bases 1 to 3249 code for a protein of 1082 amino acids.
AUGGAGAAUCAUGAUCUUUUGAUCCUUGUGGAUGCUACGGCCUCCAUGACGGAGUACCUUCGCUCUUUGAACACUUCCCUUCCACAGAUCAUUUCCAUUUCUGCAUUGACAGGAUGCUUUUCACGCAUCGGAGUCAUCGCUUUCCGUGACUAUGACUACUUUGGGGACGAUCUUCUCAAUUGGUCAGGGUGGCUGCAUCAAAACUCAGACCAAGAUUCGCAAGAACCUCAGCCCGAUCUCAUCGAGUUUGUCAAGCACCUCAAGCCACUUGGGAAUAGCGAUACCGAUGAAGCCCAAAAGACAGCUCUUGCCAGGGCCUAUGAACUUAUGCGUCCAGAUGCAAAGACCCUCAUUUUCCUUUAUACCGAUGCACCCCCUCAUCCGAACGUGGAGGACACAAGCCGCCUUCGCAAUACGCCUCGAGAACAAGUUGCAUUGAAUCCAACUUCGUUUUCAAACUACGGAAUCUCAUUCAGAGACUGGGUGUCUGCGAGCAAAAUACUUCGAGACGGACCAAAGCAAGCUCAGGUCUUCACUAUCCUCGACGGUAACUCGGGAGGACAUGAUACAGGCUGGUACACCUAUCUAUGUCACAUUACCGGUGGUGCUUGUACUGCUAUGACACGAAAUGAGGAUCCCUCAAAACUGACAAUCGAUCUACUUCUGGCGUGGAUGGGGGUAGAAAAAGUCUCCUCAGAAAGCUCUAUGGUCACAGAGCGUACGACUGGAUCACUCUUGCAGUAUGAGUCUGCCGAUGACAUUGAGGAGUUCCAAAGUGAAAAAGAUGCAAAGUCAUUACGUUUCUUUUCGCAUGGUUGGAAUGAUACCUGCGGAGACAAUAUCAGGGCCACCUUGUUGACCACCGACAUCCUGAAAAAGCAAAUCCCGAAGAAGACGACCCCUGUCCUGGAUUUCGCGAAGCGCUGGAACACAGACCCACGAUACAAAGAUCUUGUUAUCCGGAGUUUGAAACAAAUCAUUAAUGACAAUGUCCAGGCAAUGGCCCUCAACCCUGUUUUUGGAACCCUUUGGAGAGCCGUUUGCAAUGAUAGGGAGCAUGAGUAUCGUGAAGAGCUACUGAGUGCGUUCAGCCGGAGCCUGGAAAAGAUUGCAGACACGACUCAACGGGCGAGCAUGAAGCUCUGGUUGGAGGAAUCCUACGACUUCGCCCAAGAGAUCACAUCGCAUAUUGCCGAAGUGUCCGAAGAAGACAAGUAUCCUUGCGUGUUUCUCGAUCCAACUCUGAGCUUUGAGCGUACAGCCACUGGUGCUGAAGAUAGCCCUAAUUCCACGUCAAGUCUGACCCGCGCCGAUCUGUUGGAAAUUGGUCGAUCAUGCAAUCCUCAUAUUCUACGCCGUAUGGGAACUAUCCUCACUCAGAUGACUGUUGUGGAAUCGGCAAAUGACAUGCCUGAACACAUCGCCAGCGCUGGGAAUGAACAAGUCGUGAGAAUCCCGCUAGCGAUGGCAGCCCAGAAAUACCGCAAUACCUUCUGGAAAUAUCUAUUUCAUCUCAUUGUUCCCGGAACAAAGCUUUCUGCUCGUCCUGCGGCUCUUGUCGCUGCUCUCAGUCUCCGCAUGGGGGUGAAGCCCCUGGCAGAACUGGCUGCGCAGGAAGUCAUCCGUUUCAAAGACAAGUGGAAUGAUAUUUCAACCCCCGAGAAUUGGAAUAUUGGAUGCUUGACACUUCUCAUUGAUGCCGAUGAAGCACAUCACAGACAGCAAACCGAGAGAUUGUGCAAUGAUGGACCAGCCACGAAUGACACCAGGCUUCUGAACCCCAGCGACAAAUUAUUCUUCGAGCGUCUUGUUGCCUUCAAGCUCCUUGAAUCAAACCUCAACUCUAAGCUCAACGCGCAAAUGCCCUGGACCCCAGACAAAUCGAGUGGACCCAUUGGACCCUUAGUGAAAUGUCGGCAGUGCAACUUCCCCCGUUCUGUGACCAUCAUGGGAAAAGAUGGCUCGUGUGGCCGGUGUCUUGGCGGAGAUUCGAUACAACCGAUAGAAGCUGGAGUCUCGCACGAUCAUACUCCAACUUCCAAUUCAACCUGGGUUGAAUGUAGGGUAGUAUCCUGCAAAGCCCAAUACGUCGUUUAUGCUGUCAAAGCACUGAAUGUCUCUCCAAAAUGCCACUACUGUCGAACCAAUUCUUUGAAUCCUGCCCCUACAGUCAAGUGCAACCGUUGUUUAAAUUGCAUGAUCUGGCCCAAAGAAUACAGACCAUCCGACUUUGACGAGUCAGAAUUCCUCUGCCCUCAUUGCACAGCAGGCAACAAGCCCACAGCCGAAGUCCAAGUAACAGCAAACCAACUGGAAGCCGAGAAUACUCUUUCCUGGCUCGCCGAAGACACAGAAAAGCCAAACAAAAGGGCUUUCCCAGACACCUCCAUCUUCCAAACCAUAUCAACAAUGGGCGCCGAAGGCUUCAAGUCCAGAAUAACUCUCUUCCCAAACAAAGACACAAAGCCCAGCCUAAUCUACAAAGGCAAACCAAUCCACAACUCCCUCGACUUAAUAACCAACCUCGAAAACCUCGUGGCAAAGCGCAAAACAAUCAAAACAGACUGUUCCCUCUGCUUCUCCUCCUUCAAAGCAGGAACCCUAAGUCCAGCCUGCGGACGCACCGGCUGCCACCAGCAAAUCUGCAGAUCCUGCCUCGAUGGCUGGUACGGCCUCAACACCGCCGGCUCGAUCAUAAACACGGCGGCACUAGCCUGCCCCUUCUGCCGACGACACCCUGCUUCGAAUCGACUAGCAAAGCAUGGAAUGGGCAUCCAGGCAGUUAGGGAUCUGGCACUUGCCGUUCGAGACAAGGGCUCUUUGAUCUAUGCGUGGUGUCGGGGAUGUCAUACCGCCAAAGAACUCAUGGAACGGAGCUGUGCUCGGGGAGCACCACCCGAGGUGCAGGACUGGGCUUGCGAGGAGUGUGUCGGUGAAUGGGACCGAGCGCUGUUGGCUAAUACCAGGGAGGGGAGGGCUAGGGCUGAGAUUGAGGCCAGAAUGAACACUGUCAAGCCUUGCCCUAAGUGUGAGACUAUGACGAUGCGGAUAUCGGGUUGUGGACAUAUGGAGUGCUCAGUUGAGGGGUGUGGCGCUCACUGGUGUUACUUCUGCGGAAAGCAAUUUGGUUAUGAUGUGAUCUACAAGCACAUGAGUGAGGAGCAUGGGGGUUUCUUUGGUGGAGAGUUUGAAGAUGAAGAUGAGGAUGAGUGGAGAAGAGAGGGGUGGAGUGAAGAUGAAGAUGAGUGA